Molecule: messenger RNA, 907 nt
Organism: Bursaphelenchus okinawaensis
Lineage: Eukaryota; Metazoa; Nematoda; Chromadorea; Rhabditida; Aphelenchoididae
Source: the annotation of a GenBank genome assembly
AUGGUUUCUGGAAGACUAAUCGUAGUGUUGGCUUUAGCUAGUGUCAUUGCUCCAACUAAUGGACAGAGCUUGUUGUCUUUAUUGCCUCCUCAACUUCAAUGUAUGUUAAUUUUAGUAUAAUAUAUACUUGGCACUACUUUUUAUAUCAGUAAGAUAACAUACUAUAAUAAAAUUUUAAAAUUAUUCAUUUUUCGCUCAAAUGACCUAAGGAAAAAAAUAAAUCUAAAUCUGAAAAAACCCUACUACACAUCUCUUGAAAAUAUCAAGAUCUUCAAUGUAAAAUAGUCACGGUAAUAAAAUUGUUUAGCUUUGUUGCCAUCGUCGGCCCUUCCCCCGCUUGCUCAAUUGACUCCCAAGGACAUACAAGUUGUUCAAGCAAUUGCUCAACAAUUUCCAAGCUUCAGCUCCAUCCAACAACUUCUUCAAACUUUAGAACUUAACAGCCCAGCUUUGGCCUCUUUGUUGGACCAAGCUAUUGCUCAAGGAAAAACUCUAUUAGCCGAAACUGAAGCCAUGUUGACUCCGCAGACUCAACAAUUCCUACAACAAGUAAGAAUACCUUUAAUUAAAUCAUUAAAAAACAAAAAAUAUGUGAAAAAUCAUCAUAUUUAAUCUUACUGUUUUUAUAAUUUUAUUACGACGUAUUAUAGUUACUCGGUAUUGGACAAAGCGCCGCCCAACAAGGACUUCAACUUGCUCAAUCGCAGCCUCCAGCCGUUACAGCUAAUUUGCAAUCCACCUUCCCCAACCUUGCUUCUUUGGCUUCUAGUAAGUAAUAUUCCUAAGUUUGCUAUUUUAACAGACACGUCAACUUUUAAAAAUGCUAGCUAACACUCUGAAAAAUUAAAAAUGAGACAUUUCAGCCCCAGUUGCUCAACAAACCCUUCCGCUGUUGUUGCCUUCCUAA